This is a messenger RNA of Patella vulgata (common limpet), 2211 nucleotides long. RefSeq names its product cytochrome P450 1A2. The record is from RefSeq and is a predicted model, not a curated record. Gene Ontology annotation, molecular function: iron ion binding; steroid 17-alpha-monooxygenase activity; heme binding. Lineage: Eukaryota; Metazoa; Mollusca; Gastropoda; Patellidae. Gene Ontology annotation, biological process: progesterone metabolic process; hormone biosynthetic process. The transcript has 11 exons. The coding region runs from base 529 to 2094 and encodes 521 amino acids.
UCGUAGACACAACACUGAUAGCUAACUGGGUUUACAGUUAGCUAUAGGACUAGUUAACAAGGGCAUGCUAUCCAUGUUACUUUGGGCUAUGAAGCGCCCUAUAAAACAUAUUUGUCGUUGUAAACAUACUGACAAUUGCAUUUUUUAAAGACUGGUGUUUGCUUUGCGGGUUAUAUAGUUGUGUGUUAUGGAUGGUACAGUCACAUUGCCUUUAUUGUUAAAGCUAUACAGAGAGGGAAUAUGGAUUGGGAUUUAUUAGUAGACGUUUGAGCGAUUUCACAACCACAAGUAAUACUAGAUAAGCGAGUGAUUCAGCAAGGUGUGUUUAUAAUAUAGACAACCUUUAGCUUUAAGCAAUUGAUUUUAGUGACGGUAACCUUCCUCGUUUUAUAGAUCUUCCGUGUGUGCAGGAAAACACCCAGAAAACCGAUAACCGGAUGAACUAUUGGGAAGGCAUAAACUUGAAUUGUAGAGGACAGUUAGUAUACUGACAGUUCGGGUGUUAUCGGCAGUAGAGCCGCCAACAAGAUGGUGAUUGUUGACUCUAUACAACAUAUACUAGAAGAACUAAUUAAAUAUAUACCGGAUGUAGUGUAUGAUUAUAUACCAGAAUCUAAAAUAACUAGAUCUUUAUUGAUUGGUACCGCAACAGGUGCUCUGGCUUAUAUUAUCUUUAAGAAGAGGUACCGUUUACCCCCCGGACCCUUUAAAUGGCCAAUAAUCGGAAGCACAGUUUUAUAUACCAAAGGUAGCAUAGCUAAGAAAUUCUUUGAUCUAUCUAAGCAAUAUGGUCCAGCAUUCACCCUCUACUUAGGAUCUUCCAGAAUUGUAGUUUUGAACCGUAUUGACGUCAUCAACGAGGCUUUACUUACAAAAGGGGCACAUUAUGCAAACAGAAUGAUACUUUAUUCAACUAAAGUCAUGUUGAAAAAUGGUGAUGAUAUUAUAUUUAGUAAUUAUAGCACUGAAUGGAAAUUGAGACGAAAAAUAGCCGGACGUGCAAUGAGGUUAUUUAUGGUCGGUGGUAGUUUUAAUAUAAAGUUAGAAGAAGCCGUAUCUAAAACAGUGGAAGUUAUGUUAAAAGAGAAAGGACCUUUUGAUCCUAAACCCUAUAUGUUCUUUACAACUUUAAAUAUUUUAGGGGCCAUGGUCUUCGGAACAAAAUAUGAUAUUGAUGAUGAAGAAUAUUUGACUUUUUUGAAUCAGCUGGAAGGAAUAUCUUCAGCACAAUCGGCGGGCAUGUUUAUAGAAAAUGUAUUUCCACCUGCGAGGUUAUUUCCUUCACAAAGGUUUAGACAGUUUACAGACUUACUCGAUCAGUUUAUGGAUCGUAUCGAUACACAUGUUCAACGUAUACGCAACACGUUUAAACCAGGUAAUAUUACUAACUUUACUGAGAGUAUACUUCAAGCCGAAAAAGAAAUCAAGGAUGACGGGGAAGAGAAUAUGACAGAUUAUAAAAGCAUUCACGUAGUUUCUACGGUAUUUGAUAUAUUUUUGGCUGGUAAUGACACAUCAAGACAAACAUUAUACUGGGCUUUAAUGUAUAUAGCUGGCAUGCCUGAUGUCCAGAAAAAAAUACAAGAUGAAGUGGAUUCUGUCGUUGGGAAUGAUAGAUAUCCUACCACAUCAGAUAGAGAAGGUCUCCCCUAUACAGAUGCUGUAUUACAUGAAGUAAUGAGAAUAGGAACGGUAGCACCCGUUGGUGUUCCUCACAUGACCAGCUGUGAUACCACGAUAGGAGAAUAUGAGGUUCCUAAAGAUACUCUGAUUUUCAUAAAUCACUGGGGAAUUCAGAAUGAUCCAGAUAAUUGGGAAGACGUGGAAAAGUUUAAACCAGAAAGAUUUUUAGAUAGUGAUGGAAAGAUGGCACCAAAACCUGAAAACUGGCUUCCGUUUAGUGCUGGGAGAAGAGUUUGUCUUGGAGAAACUAUGGCUAAACCAGAACUACAUUUAAUUCUAGCAGCUCUCUGUCAGCGAUUAACUAUCACAAUGGAACCUGGUGUUCCGGUUAAGAUAGGACCCAUGGUUAAAGGAUUAACAAUUGUGCCUCACCCAUACAAAAUUGUCGUCCAGGAACGAAUCAGAGCUUAAUGUGAUAAUCUGAAUCUGAAACAUUUUGAAUAUGAUUAAUGUCAUUUGUAUAAGGAACUCCUAAGACUAUCUGUGUAAUACAAAGAAUUAAAUUUGAGUAAAAUGAUUGGAAAAAGA